UGGAAAUAGAAAGGGGAACAACCAAAGGAAAAAACCCCACUCGCCACUCUCCUCCAGUCUCUCCACGAGCGCCCACAGACCAUGGAGAUUCCACUGAGCACUUCUCUACUGUCCUAGGAGACGAUUUGGUCGGAGACGGAGCAGAGCGCAACCAUGGUGGCGAUUCUUGGGCAGCAGAAGAAUCAGCGGAGGCACACCCGCCUCUCCCCAUCCCCCUUCCCCCGGUCACCUCUCACCUGAUAAAAUCUUAUUAGUUCCUCCACAAUAUCCUUAGCUCUCGGAUCAUACCCCCUCUUUUUCCUUGGCGACUCUGAGUCUGAGAACAAGGUUGGCCAUGAGGAGACGCAGCGCGAACGGCGGCGGCAGUCCCGCCCUUCUUCCGGUGGUUUGCAGUGAAGAUGAUUUUGGUGGCGUGGGGGUGGAGGAGGAUCUGGACGAGGACACCGCGAUGUACGGCGGAGGCGCAGGGGAGAAGAAGCGCCGGCUGAACGGGGAGCAGGUGCGCGCGCUGGAGCGGAGCUUCGAGAAGGACACCCGGCUGGAUCCGGAGCACAAGGAGCGGCUGGCGCGCGACCUCGGCCUGCAGCCCCGCCAGGUCUCCGUCUGGUUCCAGAACCGCCGCGCGCGCUGGAAGACCAAGCAGCUCGAGCGCGACUACGCCGCGCUCCGCCAGUCCUUCGACGCGCUCCGCGCCGACCACGACGCCCUCCGCCGCGACAAGGACGGCCUCCUCGCCGAGAUCAAGGAGCUGAAGGCGAAGCUCGGGGACGACGUCGGCGCUGCGGCGAGCUUCUCGACGGCGAAGGAGGACCAGGCGGCGUCCGGCGUCGAGCCCGCGGCGGCGCAGGGCUCGUCCGAGAGCGACUCCAGCGAGGUGCUGAACGACGCGGAGCUGACGCCCGGCAAGCAGCAGGCCAGGGCGGCGCCAGCGGAGCCGGUGGUGCCGGGGGCAGCUGUGCUCCAGGGCGAGGGGCUCUUCGACGGGCAUCAGCUGCUGAAGGUGGAGGACGACGAGGCCGCGUUCCUGGGCGACGACGACGCGGCGUGCGGGGGCUUCUUCGCCGACGAGCAGCCGCCGUCGCUGCCGUGGUGGACGGAGCCCACGGAGCAGUGGACUUUGCACUGAGCUGAGGUAGCACCGUAGCAGGGUAGCAGGUAGCAGCCAGGGAGGAACAAUGUACCUGGGGGCGAAUAAGAAUUCAGCGAGGUGGUUUCCGCAGUUUUGCUGAAAUUAGAAAAAUGAACCUUGUAUUUUCUUGCUA
This is a messenger RNA of Lolium rigidum, 1262 nucleotides long. Its product is annotated as homeobox-leucine zipper protein HOX20-like. Bases 335 to 1126 code for a protein of 263 amino acids. The record is from RefSeq and is a predicted model, not a curated record. Gene Ontology annotation, biological process: positive regulation of DNA-templated transcription. NCBI's taxonomy places the organism in Eukaryota, Viridiplantae, Streptophyta, Magnoliopsida, Poales, Poaceae. Gene Ontology annotation, cellular component: nucleus. Gene Ontology annotation, molecular function: DNA-binding transcription factor activity, RNA polymerase II-specific; sequence-specific DNA binding. The transcript has 3 exons.